This is a messenger RNA of Perca flavescens (yellow perch), 1374 nucleotides long. RefSeq names its product monocarboxylate transporter 13. Gene Ontology annotation, molecular function: monocarboxylic acid transmembrane transporter activity. Lineage: Eukaryota; Metazoa; Chordata; Actinopteri; Perciformes; Percidae. Bases 1 to 1308 code for a protein of 435 amino acids. The record is from RefSeq and is a predicted model, not a curated record. The transcript is spliced from 4 exons. Gene Ontology annotation, biological process: transmembrane transport; monocarboxylic acid transport.
AUGAAGUCCAGCAGGACACCUCCGGACGGGGGGUACGGCUGGGUGGUGGUCAUGUCGGCCUUUUUCAUCAUGGGUCUCACUGCUGCCGUCCUCAAGAACUUUGGCCUCUUCUUCCUGGACAUCCAGAGUCAUUUUGGAGUUCUGACCAGCACCACCUCAUUGGUCACCUCUACUACAAUCGCCAUUUUUCACCUGGGAGCUCCAGUGGCCAGUGUGCUGACCUUACAGUUUUCUCAGCGAGUGGUCAUCAUAGUCGGAGGUCUGCUGUCUGCCUCCGGGAUGUUGCUGGCGUCUCUGGACCUCAGUCUGCCCUGGCUCUACCUCACCAUGGGCAUCCUGCAAGGAACAGGCAUUUGCCUCUCGUGGAUCCCUGCCAACAGCAUACUGAGCCACUACUUUGUACGGUGGCGUCCCAUCGCCUACGCCAUUGCCAGCUCUGGGGAGUGUGUCUUCGCCAUCUUGUUCAGCCCCUUUUUCCAGUGGCUAAUUGAGUUGUACGGCUGGCAGGGUGCCUUGCUUAUCAUCGGAGGCCUUCAGCUCAACCUGUGCGUCUGCGGUGCUCUCAUGAGACCCCUGGAGGCAAACCAGAGCCCGUUACAAAAUACCAAAUACAAUCUAGAAGGCAAUGCUGCUGUGCUCCCACCAAAGAGGAAGGUUAUCUUCCAGUUCUCCCUGAUGAGAAAACCUGAACUACUCCUCUACAUCCUGUUUGCCAUCUUCGCAGCGGCAGGGUUUUUCAUCCCACCUCUCUUUCUAGUGCCCUUCGCAAACAGUUUAGGGACGGAUAAGUACUGGCCAGCUUUCACCCUAUCUAUCCUGGCAUUAGCAGACCUGGUGGGGAGGCUGCUCUGCGGGUGGAUGGCCAAUAUGAAGCUGGUGAGGAACCUGCAGCUGCUUACCAUCAUGGUCACUCUGCUCGGGGUAGUGCUCCUGCUGCUGCCCAUAAGUAACAACUACUGGACCCUCCUGGCCUUUGCCUCGCUCUACGGCUUCCUGUUUGGCUGCGUGGUGGCCAUUCACGUCACCUCCAUCGUGGACAUUGUGACCCUGGAUGGAUUCGACAGCGGACUGGGCCUUUUUAUGCUUUUCAGGAGCAUCAGUGGUUUCAUCGGUCCACCUGCUGCAGGCUGGCUGAUGGACCAGACAAACGACUACAGCGCUGCCUUCUACCUCUCAGGCGUCUGCUUCAUAUUAGCAGCAGUGUUUGUUGCCCUGGUCGACCACCUUGUUCAGAGGAGAACACUAAUGGAGGCUGAAGUUCAUCAGGCGAUCAUCCAUGACGACUCAGAAGCAGGACGAGUCAAGUGAGACUCUGUUUCAUGAGGAUGUUUACCUUUUUAUGAGCCUGGUUUAUGUCAUUAACUGUGUCAGUCC